AUGCCGCCCAAGGCCGUGGCCAAGCGGCCCGUGGCGGGGACCCCGUGGCUCGUGGUCCAGCUCGAUGAUGGCACGCACUUCUUCUUCAACAAGGUCAAGCGGCAGUCGGUCAAGGAGCUGCCAGCUGAACUACAGGGCGUGCCUUUGCCGCUCUUUGAGGGGCCACCCGCGAAGCGAAGCAAAGGUGCUGCAGUGGCUACAUUAUCAGGGCCGGCUCCAACACCAAGCGGUGUGCCCACGUCUGACGUUCCUCUCAUGACCGGCAGUGCUCCAUCAACUAUGGGCAUGGGUGGGCCCCCACCAACUAGCAUGGGCAUGGGCGGCCCUCCACCAACUAGCGUGGGCAUGGGUGGGCCCCCACCGACUAGCAUGGGCAUGGGCGGCCCUCCACCUGGAAUGGGCGGCCCUCCACCUGGAAUGGGCGGCCCUCCACCUGGAAUGGGCGGCCCUCCACCGACUAGCAUGGGCAUGGGCGGCCCUCCACCUGGAAUGGGCGGCCCUCCACCGACUAGCAUGGGCAUGGGCGGCCCUCCACCUGGAAUGGGCGGCCCUCCACCGACUAGCAUGGGCAUGGGCGGCCCUCCACCUGGAAUGGGCGGCCCUCCACCGACUAGCAUGGGCAUGGGUGGCCCCCCACCGACUAGCAUGGGCAUGGGUGGGCCCUCACCAACUACCAUGGGCAUGGGUGGCCCUCCACCGACUAGCAUGGACAUGGGUGGCCCUCCGCCAACUAGCAUGGGCAUGGGCAUGGGCGGCCCUCCGCCAACUAGCAUGGGCAUGGGCAUGGGCGGCCCUUCACCAAGUAGCAUGGGCAUGGGUGGCCCUCCGCCAACUAGCAUGGGCAUGGGCAUGGGCGGCCCUCCGCCAACUAGCAUGGGCAUGGGCAUGCGCGGCCCUCCAAUUGGCAUGGGCAUGGGUGGCCCGCCACCUCCAUACCCACCACCGAGUGGCAUGAUGGGUGCCCCACCUGCCCAGUUUCCUCCUCCACCCAUGCCCCCGCCAGCCAACAUGCCACCUUACGCCAAUUUUCCUCCUCCACCAAUGCCCCCACCACCAAACAUGCCCCCCAACUCCAAGUUUGCACCCCCCACCAACAUGCCCAUGCCUCCACCCGCAUUUGCCCCGCCUCCCAUCGUUGAUCCAGUCGCUCAGCGCGUGAACAGCGUCGAGCAGCGAAAAACUAAAGUCCGUGAGGUGCUCAAGGAAUGGAACAUCUCAGCGCUAGCCAUUUGGGAGGACGUGUUGGCUCGCCUCGAGAAAGAGGACAAGGCAUUCGACCUGACCAAGAAGCAACUGCGUUCCGCCUUUGACAAAUAUCAAAAAGACGCGGCCAAUGUCGGCCAGGAGCAAGGCCGCGCAGAAGCUCUGCAGCAAGCGCGCUCGGCCUACGAACAGCUGCUCAAGGAUGCCAAACUUGCCGCCACCUCAACGUGGCAGUCCUUUCAACUACGCUUUGCGCGCGACCCCCGCUUUACAAACACGCUCCUCAAACUCAAGGAGAAAGAAACGCGGUACCGCGAAUUUAUUGAGGCCCUCAAAGAGUCCCAAAAGGCGUCUGAGAAAACAGCGCAAGCGCUGAGGCUUGAGUAUUUCAAGCUCUUGCAAGAGCUCAAGGUGGCGCCGCAUGAUGCUUUUGGCGCUCUGCGUCGCGACGUGAACCGAGAUGCACGUGGCCGGGCUCUUAGCGAAAGUGAGCAACGACGCUUUUUUCGAGACUACCAGGACAUCCUGCGUCGUGACGGUGUCGUCGCCGUCACCGGUGAACAGCAACGUGAGCUUGCUGUGCGGCGUGAGCAGCAUCGACAACAACGCGAGCGGGACCAGGCCAGUCGACGUUUGCACGAGGGUGAAGCGUCCACAAUCUUCCUGCUCUACCUCAAAGACCAUGUCAAAGACCCUGAGACUGCUUUUGAAGAGGUGCUGGCAAAAGUGCAGAAGGAACCCAUUUGGUCUGAAAUCCAAGGCCUCGGAGAAGAAGGUCUUGCCAACGUGUUUGGUGACCAUGUUGGAGACCUGGUUGAGCGCCGCCGCAAGGCUUUCCACGAAUUGCUGGACACGUGCAAGGCUGUCGAGGUGGACGUUCCUUUUGCCGCCGUGCGCGAUAUUCUGGCUGAGGAUCGGCGCUUUGCACGUUUCGGAAUCGAUGAUGAGCAACGUGAAGAUGAAUACGAACACUAUAUGGCCGACCGUAAGGAGGCUGCAGUCCUCAACUUCCAGGAGCUGCUGGCCGAGUCCCGGGUGAUCAACCACAAGUCAAUGGACCUCAUUCAAGAAGGUGGCUUCGAGUGUUCUCACAUGAAGGAGAUUUUGAACGUGUUGCAGCAAGACAGGCGUUAUGACAAUUUGAGUUUUGCUCCCGAAGAGCGUGUCGAGCUCUUGCUCGCUUUUAUGCGUAGGCUCAAAGACCGUGGCUCGCCACCCGCCGUGACGUCUUCAUUCAAGGAUGAUCGCCUGCAGCUCGUGCGGGAGCUCAACGAGCAAGACCCCGAGCCUGAAGCUGCCGGCUCGUCCUAA
Monosiga brevicollis MX1 is the source of this 2514-nucleotide messenger RNA. RefSeq lists its product as uncharacterized. NCBI's taxonomy places the organism in Eukaryota, Choanoflagellata, Craspedida, Salpingoecidae. Gene Ontology annotation, molecular function: RNA polymerase binding; transcription coregulator activity. Bases 1 to 2514 code for a protein of 837 amino acids. Gene Ontology annotation, cellular component: nucleus. The transcript has 14 exons. The record is from RefSeq and is a predicted model, not a curated record.